UUGUCAUCACCAUGUAUAGAUAGUCCUGGUGAACCAACUUCCCUUAUUUUCCAUUGUCGGGCGCAAACCAAAAUGUGGAGCAAGUUGGAGCUUUUAUUUUAUCUGACAGAUGGCACCAGCGUAGACUGGGACUGUCACAAUGUUUACAAGAAAAAAGAUACACGCAUCACGUUGUUAAAAAUACGACAUUUAUGAAGAACAAUUAAUACCUGAAGGAUGCCCGCACCGAAUGGUAGUGGAGUUUUUUUUCUGGAAAGCAUUUAUUCUGACUUCAAUGUUUCGAUGUCUUUCGCGGCCGAAAAUGCAUCGAACCGAAGUUUAGAACUAUUCAGAAAAUAUUAUUAUUUCAGCGCGAAAAAAGCAGAAGUUGUUACAAGAUGAUUAACUUGGGUGCUGAGAUAACAUUUUUUAAUUUCGCAUCAUUUUUUUAUAAAAAACAAAGAAAAUUUGUGAAAUUGUGACAGUCCCAGUCUACCGUGCUGCCAUCUAUCAACUUGCUCCAGCGUUAGAAUCAAUUAUAAUAGCGAGUUGGUUUACCUGUCUGUCUCUAUAUCGUGGUUGUCAUUCUGAAAUUAUAAAUAUUUUGAACUCAAAUUUGAGGCACUUCCCGUUAUCGUAGCGACUUGAAAUUUUGAAUGCAUACGUAACUUUUGAAGCACUAUAACGUCAUGUGCUUCGAUUCCCGAUUUAAAAAUGUGCAGUGCUAUCUCGGUUCCUGAUGGAGAUACGGGAACGGGACCUAUUCCAUUCGAUAGCCCAGGAAAAAUACUACGGGGCAUUUUUCCACUUGGCUGGGGAAUUGGCCUGGUCCGAUUUGAAAAUUCGGUCUGUGGAGGUGCUGACGGUUUUGAAGGCACUUGCUACACCCGAAGACAAUGCAACGAAAUAGGCGGAGUUGGGGCAGGCCCAUGUGCCAAAGGAAUCGGCGUUUGCUGCAUAAUUCAAAUAACCUGCGGGGGCUCCUCUUCCUACAACAACACCUACUUCACCAGCCCCAACUUCCCUACACCUUAUCCUGGGGGCUCCACCUGCACGGUCACCAUCCCCAAGUGCAACCCCGACAUCUGCCAAAUCCGCAUCGACUUCCUCGCCUUCUCCUUGGCCCAACCCGACGCCAACGGCACCUGCACCACUGAUGCCUUCUACGUCAUUGGCGGCGCCUCCAACGUGCCGGUGUUAUGCGGCGAGAACAGCGGACAACACAUCUACGUCGACUUUAACGGCGACAGCGACAUCCAACUCGUGCUCAACACCAACGCCGCCGCCACCGCCGCCUCCAGGGCUUGGAACUUCAAAAUCACGCAAAUUGGCUGCGACUGCCCCACGAAAGCGCCCACCGGGUGUUUACAGUACUACACUGCCUUAAGUGGCACUGUUAGAAGUUUUAAUUAUGGUACCACUGGGCCACAGACGGGGACAAGGCAACUGGCGAAUGAGAAUUAUGGGGUUUGUGUGGAAAUGCAACCUGGGUAUUGCUCCAUCACCUGGGGGACCUCUCCGGGGGACAUGUAUGCGUUUACGGUGACGGGGAAUACGAACCAAGCGGUGGGGAAUGGUACCAUUGGGCCUCCUUCAGCUCUUUCAAAUGGGAAUUGUACCACAGAUUUUGUGGUUAUUCCUAACCCGAGUUAUGUGAAUUCGAGUUUAGUGGGACCUAACACUGACCGGUUUUGCGGGAAUGGGUUCAAUUCAGUUACAACUUCAUCCAAACCAUUUGUCCUGACUGUGGUGACUGACGGCACCGACAUCCCGCCCACUGACGAAGCCAACCGUGGAUUCUCCCUAAUGUACACCCAAAACCAAUGCUCAGGCACUGGCAAUUUAUUCGGCAAAUAAACAAUUAUGUAGUAAUAGUGGAACACCUCCUUUGCAUAAAAUUAAGCGAAAAUCCCCGAUUCUGUGUAUCAUUAACUUCAUUCCCGUUUGUUACAACCGUUAGAACGAACGGUUUAGAACUCG
This is a messenger RNA of Tribolium castaneum (red flour beetle), 1959 nucleotides long. RefSeq lists its product as uncharacterized. The record is from RefSeq and is a predicted model, not a curated record. Lineage: Eukaryota; Metazoa; Arthropoda; Insecta; Coleoptera; Tenebrionidae. The transcript has 4 exons. Bases 694 to 1836 code for a protein of 380 amino acids.